Molecule: messenger RNA, 2825 nt
Organism: Ixodes scapularis (black-legged tick)
Lineage: Eukaryota; Metazoa; Arthropoda; Arachnida; Ixodida; Ixodidae
Product: calcyphosin-like protein
Exons: 5
Coding region: 164-727 (187 amino acids)
Molecular function (GO): calcium ion binding
Source: RefSeq, a predicted model, not a curated record
UUUUUCGCCAAGCUCCACUGCGCGUCUGCUUGUACGCAGACGGCGCCCGAACUUUUGCGCUUGUAAUUUUUCGUCUGCAGUGCGGAGGCGAGGCAAGCGUCGAUCAACCGCUCCUACUCGGCUCUCUCGGCGAUCGCACCGGUCUCGCAGAUUGAAGAUAAAAAUGACUUCGCCAAUUGAUAAGCUAAGACACCAGUGCCUGCAGCGAGGCGCCCAUGGCAUCAAAGGAUUUGCCAGACAAUUCCGCAUCAUGGACGAUUCCGGAGACAAGAAGCUCGACAUGGAAGAGUUCAAGAAGGGCCUCCAGGACUUCAAGGUGUACCUGAGUCCUGCUGAGAUCGACGCUCUCUUCAAGGCCUUGGACAAGGACGGCAAUGGGACGCUCUCCUUCAACGAGUUCCUCCAGGCACUCAGGCCCCCCAUGUCGGCCAGUCGGAUGGAGAAGAUCAACCAGGCGUUCAAGAAGAUGGACAAGUCGGGCGACGGGGUGAUCACAAUUCACGACCUCAAGGGGGUGUACAACGCCCGCCAGCACCCCAAAUACCAGAACGGGGAGCUCACCGAGGACCAGGUCUUCCUGCUCUUCCUCAAGAACUUUGACAGCCCCAACGACCCCGACGGAAAGGUGACCCUGGAGGAGUUCAUCAACUACUAUGCCGGCGUGAGCGCCUCUAUCGACAGCGACACCUACUUUGAUCUGAUGAUGAGAAACGCCUGGAAGAUUUGAACGACUCGGAGCACAACUCCGACACGUGACCCAAGAUUGGGUGUGGAGGGUCACGCAACUCAGCCUGCCGCUUUCCGUCUAAGACCAUCUCUCCGGCUGCUCGUCGUCAUUGCUGCUUUUCGCUCAGUCUCUUUGCCAAUCUUCUUUACGAUUCCCACGCGAUUUGCAAGACCACGCACCACAAAAUACGGAGUUGAGACGUCUCGCACAGCAUUGGAUGCAUGUUUCCCACGCAUUCUGCACAGCUUUUUUUGCAGCGUUUUCUCAAAGACAUCUUUAGGCUUUGGUACAGGUUAAUUUUGUAUCAACUGUGGUAGCGUGUGUGACCUCUUUUUUUUUUUUUUCGCGUGACUGAGCAUUUGAGAAUGUUGCUCCGACACAAGAGUCCUACUUAUGUUGCAUUUAUUUAUAUUAGCUUUACCUAGUCAUGAGGUAGUCAAGUGACAAACCAUGACGCGAGUCCAAACAGUCCGAUCUAUAGCUGUAUGCCAAUGAUAGAACGCUCGGAGUUUCAAAGUUGGUUAUAUGAAGGGUUGAACAUUAAGCACCGCGCAUGAAGCAGAGAGUAAAAUUAGUACAGUUAGUAGGCUCUUCGUAUCCAACAUACUGCACAUGUUUAUUGCCCCGAAUGUACCGUGGUCACUUCAGCACCGAUGCUGUGACACGUUGUCCCCCAGCAGUUUGUUGACGCCAGAGUGACCGCUUUAUAUACCAUUGUUAUUACCGCCGUGUUCCUGGGUUGUGCAGAUGCAUUCCAUAUUUUAAUGUUGUUUCGUGCGUACCAUUGCCGUUGCCGACUAUCGCUCACUGUACUGACGAGCGCAAUCUUAUUUCAUUUUCGGACUGCAAUGUCUAGCUGUUACUUUAACCAGGUGAGGAAUGUUUUCAGAUCAGACCGAGAGAAUGUUGUUGUCCGUUCUCGAACCGGUUUUUACAAAACGCUUUUUCCUGACCGUCGUCUCUAUCGCUUUUUUGUUUGAGCCCCGAGGGGCUGACACAGUGCAUUUGCAUCGGUCGUCAAAUGGCCGACUGCUCAGCUAGUGGAAAAGGCAUUUAGAUGAGAGCUCACAGCUUUGAAAGCGUAGCCAACUUCUCGAUCUAGGUACCUCCGCUCCCCAACUGUUCCUUGCCAACUCUCUGUCUAGGUACCUCUAUUCCCUGCCCGCCUCUUUGCCAACUCUGCCAACAUCCUUCCGUGCCAAGUUCAUGACUCAGUAGGGCAAGACGCAAAGUGUUUGAACGGUACGCUCCCAGCGAGGCAAAGACCGGCUAGAGCCACUCUCGGUGUCAAGCUUUUCUUUGGGGCCGCAGCCCAGCUUUCACUUCUUCGUCUAGCCCGAUUCUUUCGGACCCCCGAAUCGCACACCAAUUUCAGAAAACACCUGAAUAAGUUAGACGUUUCUUGCAGGUAGUAACCGCAGGUCGAUGGGUAAGGUUAAAAAACCGAAUGUUUGUAAGCAAGAUCUGGUAUGGAGAUUUGUUGGUAUGUGGACUAGGAGGCCCUUAUUACUUUCCAUCGGCGUCGCAAAGCAGGCGACGAUAGGCCGAAGUGACUAGACCUUGCACCAAUUUUAAAAGAGAGGUUGCGGACCUUCACGAAAAAUUGUGGAGGGAGCUGCCAAAUUGCAGUCCACGUAUGGAUACCGAAAGUUGCAAAAAAGAUUUUGUAACUUCACUUUCAAAUAGUAAUUAUAGGUGACGAGUUUCUUUAGAAAGAUGGUUUACACGACAGUACUUUAAUGACGAUAUGACACGUUAUGGAAGAGUGUUUUUUUUAAGAGCUUCUAAACUCUGAACGGUCCAAUUUCAUUCUCUUCGUUUCCGGUUCCAAUAUGCUUCGGUGACAGGGCACAUUUUAUCGUUGUUAUCGUUUUUGUUUCAAGAUGUUUUAUUUUACCUAAGUUCCAGCAAUCCCACCUUCAAGACACACAACCUUUCAUGUGUCCUCACCCAUGCACGUCUGUCCCGCUUUGUCACAAUCGCCGCGCCGCGUACGGAGGUGUGUGUGUACUGCCGUAAUUUGUCUACACACCUCCUUUUUACAAGCUGCGGAAUUGUUGCCUUUUUCUUUGGAAAGAAUAAAGCUCCAUUAGAACAA